Molecule: messenger RNA, 867 nt
Organism: Schistocerca americana (American grasshopper)
Lineage: Eukaryota; Metazoa; Arthropoda; Insecta; Orthoptera; Acrididae
Product: sentrin-specific protease 1-like
Exons: 7
Biological process (GO): protein desumoylation
Cellular component (GO): nucleus
Molecular function (GO): deSUMOylase activity
Source: RefSeq, a predicted model, not a curated record
GAGAUAAAAGAAAUUAUUCAGGUAGUGAAGGGAGACGAAAAUUUAAUAGUUAGCAGCUCUGAAGUUGAGCUAUGCACUGAGAUAAAUAAGAAUCUGUACACUGAAAUUCUUGAAGAAAGGAUAUGCAACUAUAUGAAAAUAACAGAUUCUGUUUCAAAAGUUAUAGUUAUUGAUGAAAGUGCAACAGAGUCAUACCCUCAGCUGACUCAAAAAAUGCAGCAAAUGGUUGCAGCAGCCCUGAGAUCAGGGCCACAGUCUGAAGUUAUAGUGGAUGCAUUCAACUUGAAAAUAACAAGACAUGACAUUGGCACUUUAAAGAAAAAAAAUUGGCUUAAUUGUCAGGUUAUCAAUUUUUACAUGAGUCUGCUCACUGAGAGGGGAAAACAGAAUGGAUAUCCAUCAGUUUACACCUUCAACACUUUCUUCUUCCCAAGGCUGUACUCCAGUGGUUUUUCUGCAGUAAGGCGAUGGACUCGGAAAAUUGACAUAUUUGCCUAUGAAAUACUUAUAGUACCUAUUCAUCUCAGUAUACACUGGUGUAUGGUUGCAAUAAACUUCAAGAAAAAAACUAUAUGCUACUAUGACAGUAUGAACAGCAGCAAUAAUGUCUGUUUAAAGUUGUUAUGGGAUUACCUGAACAGUGAAAGCAUGGAUAAAAGGAAUGAUGAAUUCAAUUAUGAUGGCUGGAAAACAGAAAAUGUAAAGGAAAUCCCACAGCAAGUAAAUACCAGUGAUUGUGGUGUAUUUUGUUGUGUAUAUUCAGACUGUAUCUGUCGUAAUGCUAGUUUCAAAUUUUCUCAGGAAGACAUGCCAUAUUUUAGAAAAAAAAUAGUGUAUGAAAUACUUUCAAAAAAAUUGAUGACAUGA